UUGAAGUUCGUCUUAUAUUGAUUGGUUACAAUGGUGGUAAUAGUUUUAACGAUAUCUGUUGUCAUUGCUUCUUUCUUGUAUUACCACUUCACAAAGUACAAUAAUUAUUGGAAUAAACGAAACGUUGUUGGCCCAAAACCGACUUUCUUCUUCGGAAAUAUAAAGGAUGCAGUACUCAGAAGAAAACCCAUUGGCCACGUAUUCAAGGAUAUCUACGAUAUGUACCCAGAAGAAAAAGUGGUAGGAAUGUUCGUGAUGAGAUCCCCAGAAUUGCUAGUAAGGGACUUAGAUGUGAUAAAAAAUAUACUAAUAAAAGACUUCGAUAUUUUCGUGAACCGCGGAUAUGAGUACAAAAAAACGGGUUUCGGAGCGAAUUUGAUUCAUGGUAAUGCAGAGACCUGGCGACUGUUACGAAGCCGCUUCUCUCCGCUUUUUACUCCUGGAAAGCUAAAGAGUAUGAUGCAUCUUUUAAGUGAACGCGGGGAUACAUUUGUGAAGUAUGUAGCCCGAGUCACACAGUUAAAUCCGGAGCAAGAAGUCUACGAUAUGACACGAAAGUUUACGCAGGCUGCCAUAGCCGCUUGCGUAUUUGGCAUAGAAAUCGAUACAUUUAACCAAGAACACGAAACCCUUCGUAGGAUCGACAGUAAAAUAUUCUCUGUUACCCUUAGUCGUGAACUUGAGCUGAUGUAUCCUGGAAUUUUAAUGAAAACUGGAGGCUCACUUGUUUCAACAGAAAUUAUCCCAUUUUUUAUCAAUUUGGUCAAAGACGUCACUGCGCAAAGAAAUGGUAAAUCAACCAAUAGAAAAGAUUUCAUGGACUUAAUUUUGAAAAUGAGAGAAGAGAAGCACAUUUCUGGACUAAUUAGGAAAAACAAGGAUACUGAGACGGGUUUACAUUUAACUGACGAGGUAAUAGCGGCACAGGUAUUUACUUUUUAUGCUGCGGGUCAUGAAACUAGUGCGGCAACAAUAAGUUUCAUCCUGUACCAGUUAGCUCUCAACCCACAAAUUCAAGACAAGGUGAUGGUAGAAAUAAAAGAAGUACUAAAGAAACAUGAUGGCAAAAUGACCCUACAAGCUGUUUUAGAUUUAUCUUACAUGGGCCAAGUUUUCGAUGAAACAUUGAGAAUGUAUCCAAUUUUAUCCGAUUUGAAAAGAAAGUCUAACAGCACCUAUAAGAUACCCGGUACAAACGUAACGAUAGAGAAAAAUCAGUUGAUUAAAAUUCCAACGCUUGGUAUCCAUUAUGACGAGAAGAUAUACCCUAAUCCUGAGAAGUUUGACCCAGAGAGAUUUUCACCAGAGAAUGUGGCAGCGAGGCACUCUUGCGCAUAUUUGCCUUUUGGACUUGGACCUAGAAACUGCAUCGGGAUCCGCUUCGCACAGCUACAAUCGCGAGUGUGUAUGGCGAAGCUCCUCUCUCAGUUUCGGGUGGAACCUUCUAAGAAUACCCCCCGUCAAUUGCAGUACGAGCCUCGGCGCAUCGUAUUGUACCCCAUAGGCGGUAUACCGCUAAACAUCAUUAAAAGACAUUGACAUAUGACGCCAGGCGAUACAUCUAACUUUGGCAUCUAUGAGUUCUAUCCUAAUAUCCAUAACUUUACGUAAGAUUGGAAAACUUUUUCAAUUAUGAGAAUGCUUGAUUAACAUUUAGGAGUUGCUAGGUUGCUACCACCACCAGUACCACCGGCCAACUUUAACAUUUUUUUUAAUACGUAAUUACGUACCUACUUACUGCGAUGUGGGAUAUGGUUUGCUUUUAAUGUUUCAUGACAAUAUUUACCUAUUAAGCCUGCCUGUGAAGCCGAUGGUCCUGGGUUCGAAUCCCGGUAAGGGCAUUUAUUUGUGUGAUGAGCACAGAUAUUUGUUCCUGAGUCAUGGGUGUUUUCUAUGUAUUUAUAUAUUAUAUAAAUACGAGUUUUUAAAUGCUAAGUUUACCUAGUAAUAAGGAGUUAGUUAUAGGUUCAAUGUAAGCAUUUACAUUUAGUUUAAUAUUAAGGCAUCUUUAUUUUGUGUGACUUUCAGCCACGAAAUCUAGAUUUUAUAUUUGCAUACUUUUUAGUAGAGUAUGGUGGACUAUGUAAUUAAAAUUGUAACAACUUAUUGUAACCCAUAUUCCGCAAAUAAACAUUCAUUCAUUCAUUCAUAUAUCGUCUGAGUAUACCCAUCAUAAUACAAGCACAAAAUAAGUAAUAGUAUUAUCAAAGAUAGAUAUAACUCCGUAAUAGAUGGAUACAGUCUAAGGAAAAAACGUGCCUCGAAAAUCACGAAAAUUUGAUUCUCGAUCAGAUGGCGCCACUACCUUUGGCCUACUCUCGUAUAGAGGGCGUUGACGGUUUCGUUUGUUAUUUAACAAUUUUAACGCAUAUCAGUGAAAGAACAUGGGUCAAAAUCAUAUAAAUAUAAUUAAUGCAAAUAAAAAAAAUCAUUUAUCCUUAUUUAAAUACAUUUUAUCGUAUUUUUAAAAUCUUAAUUUUUAGUUUUAAAGUGUGUCGAUAGAUGACAGUGAAUUUACUGGGGUUACAAAAUUUACUAUGACAGUACCGCUCUAAUUUACGCUUAAACGGCUGAACCUAUUUAGUUGAAAUUUGGUAUAGAGAUAGUUUGAGUCCCGGGGAAGGACAUAGGGUAGUUUUUAUCCCAGAAAUCAUCCUUUAAGGGGGUGAAAAGGGGGGUGGAAGUUUGUAUGGGGAAUCGAUAAAAUGCAGAUUGGGUAAAAAAUUAUUAACUCCACGCAGACGAAGUCGCGAGCAAAAGCUAGUAUAUAUAUAUAUAUAU
This is a messenger RNA of Cydia strobilella, 2781 nucleotides long. RefSeq names its product cytochrome P450 6B4-like. The coding region runs from base 31 to 1539 and encodes 502 amino acids. The transcript is spliced from 2 exons. Lineage: Eukaryota; Metazoa; Arthropoda; Insecta; Lepidoptera; Tortricidae. The record is from RefSeq and is a predicted model, not a curated record. Gene Ontology annotation, molecular function: monooxygenase activity; heme binding; iron ion binding.